AUGCCUAAGCAAUCAUCGUCUCGGCGCCUUAAAUCAUUAAUUUCUGAGUUCGGUGAAGAUGUGUUUUCGAUGUUGUUCUAUUUUGCAAACUUUUCGAAGUGAAAGUUGAUCCCGAAAGACGAUCUAGUAUUACACAGCACAUAAAAACAGAGAAACGUCGUCGUGCUAUGGAGCGUCAACUUAAUCAAAAAGCAAAAAACAGUCAACAACUAUUAACAAAUCUAACGUCGAAAAAAUCUACUUUCAAUAUGGAUUUAUGCAGAGCUUUGAUAUCAGCUAAUAUACCUCUGAACAAAUUACAAAAUACAGAGUUUCGUCAAUUCUUACAAUUAUAUACUCAAAAAGACGUCCCUACUGAAUCGACGAUUAGAAAGUUCUAUCUUGAUGAUUGUUACGAGGAAAUGAUGAAAAACAUUAGACAACGUGUGUUUUUAAAAAAAAUUUGGAUAUCCAUCGAUGAAACGACUGACGCUGAGGGAAGACAAAUUGCAAAUGCAAUAAUUGGAACUUUAGAAGAAAAUAGAGCAGGUGAUAUAUUUUUAUUAAAUACCGACGAGUUAGAAAAAACAAACCACUCUACGGUAUCCAAAUUUUUUGACAAAUCGCUCAGUAUUUUGUGGCCUGACGGAAUCAAACACGAUGACGUGUUAUUAUUUCUAUAAGAUGUGGCGCCCUAUAUGGUUAAGUGUGGGAAAUCAUUAAAUGCAUUGUAUUCAAAAAUGAUUCACGUGACAUGCGCUGCGCAUGGUCUCCAUAGGACUUGUGAAGAGGUACGUGGACAAUUUGGCACGAUCGAUAGAAUUAUAUAGAAUGUCAAAAAAAUUUUUAAAAAAGCGCCAUCGCGUCUUCAGAUAUUCAAGACACAUGUCCCGAAUAUACCCUUACCACCAGAGUCAGUUAUCACACGUUGGGGCACGUGGCUAAAUGCUAGCAUCUAUUACUGCGAAUAUUACAAAGAAAUUUAUGAAAUUGUGGAAAUGUUAAACUCAGAAGACGCUUCUGUAUAA
Molecule: messenger RNA, 1007 nt
Organism: Cinara cedri
Lineage: Eukaryota; Metazoa; Arthropoda; Insecta; Hemiptera; Aphididae
Source: the annotation of a GenBank genome assembly